Messenger RNA from Exophiala dermatitidis NIH/UT8656, 2583 nucleotides. Its product is annotated as coatomer protein complex, subunit alpha (xenin). The record is from RefSeq and is a predicted model, not a curated record. Lineage: Eukaryota; Fungi; Ascomycota; Eurotiomycetes; Chaetothyriales; Herpotrichiellaceae. Gene Ontology annotation, molecular function: structural molecule activity; protein binding. The coding region runs from base 1 to 2583 and encodes 860 amino acids. Gene Ontology annotation, cellular component: COPI vesicle coat. The transcript is spliced from 10 exons. Gene Ontology annotation, biological process: retrograde vesicle-mediated transport, Golgi to endoplasmic reticulum; endoplasmic reticulum to Golgi vesicle-mediated transport; intra-Golgi vesicle-mediated transport.
AUGCGUCUGGACGUUAAACGGCAGCUCUUUGCCCGUUCGGAGCGGGUAAAGGGCAUCGAUUUCCACAGUACCGAACCAUGGAUUCUAACCACCCUUUACAAUGGCCACGCACACAUCUGGUCCUACGAAACCCAGUCCAUAAUCAAGACCUUUGAGCUCACCGAUGUCCCCGUACGCGCCGGAAGAUUCAUCGAGAGGAAAAACUGGAUAGUAUGCGGCAGCGACGAUUUUCAACUGAGAGUGGUGAAUUGGAACACGAGCGAGAAGGUCAAGUCGUUCGAGGCGCACCCUGAUUACAUCCGUGCCAUUGUGGUACAUCCUGUGCUCAAUGUCGUCCUUACCGCUUCAGAUGAUAUGACGAUACGAAUGUUCGACUGGGAAAAAGAUUGGCGGUGUGUACGCGAAUUUGUGGGACAUCAGCACUAUGUGAUGGGAUUGUCUAUUAACCCCAAGGAUACCAACGUCUUUGCAUCAGCUUGCUUGGACCGAACUAUCAAGAUUUGGAGCAUCGACAAUGCCACGGCCAAGCAGACAAUCGAAGCCCACGAAAAGGGGGUCAAUCACAUCGACUACUACCCGCACAAUGACAAGCCUUAUCUCCUGAGCACGUCGGAUGACAAGACCGUCAAGGUGUGGGACUACACCACCAAGGCUCUGAUCGCCACUCUAGAAGGUCAUACCAGCAAUGUCAGCUUCGCAUGCUAUCACCCAGAGCUACCCGUCAUCAUAUCUGGCUCGGAAGACGGGACCAUCAAGAUAUGGCACGCCAACACAUAUCGACUGGAGCAAUCGCUCAACUACGGUCUUGAGAGAGCAUGGUGUGUGGCUUAUCAAAGAGGCAAACAAGGAGUUGCCAUGGGCUUUGAUGAUGGCGCUGUUGUGGUCAAAAUGGGCCGAGAAGAGCCAGCUGUCUCGAUGGACAACACAGGAAAGCUGGUGUGGGCACGCCAUAACGAGGUCGUCUCUGCAAUCAUCAAAGGCGCAGAUGCGAGCAUCAAGGAUGGUGCACCCAUUGCCCUUCCAACCAAGGAGAUGGGUACCACAGAAAUCUACCCGACAACUCUAUCACAUUCGCCGAAUGGCAGAUUUGUCAGUGUUUGUGGAGAUGGAGAGUUCAUCAUUUACACUGCUUUGGCAUGGAGAAAUCAAGCCUUUGGUCCAGCACUUGACUUUGCAUGGGCAUCCCAUCAAAACCCGACAGACUAUGCCAUCCGUGAAUCCGGCACCAGCGUGAAACUGUUCAAAAAACUCAAAGAGAGCGGAAGUCUUGAUGUCGGCUUCCAAGCCGAAGGUCUCUCUGGCGGCUCAUUGCUGGGUGUGAAAGGUCAAGGCGGAAUAGGAUUGUUUGACUGGGAGACGGGAAGCCUAGUUCGAAGGAUUGAAGUCGAGCCUAGAGAGGUUUACUGGAGCGAAUCGGGCGAACUUGUUGCCCUAGCCUGCGCGGAUACAACGUACAUCCUCCGCUUUGACCGGGAAGCGUACCUUGAAGGCGUCAACAAUGGCGAAGCGGAUGAGGAUGGUGUUGAGGCCGCGUUCUCCGUCGUCACCGAUCUGCAGGAAUCCGUUAGGAGCGGCGAAUGGGUUGGCGAUGCGUUCCUCUUCACCACAGCGACCCGUCUCAGCUACUUGCUGGGCGAGCAGGUUGUCCACAUUGCCCAAUUCGACCAACCGAUGUAUUUGCUCCGUUACCUCCAGAGAGAUGAACGGGUGUACCUCUGCGACAAAGAUGUCAACGUCGUGAGCUACCGAUUAUCGACAGCCUUGCUCUCAUAUCAAACCCUCGUAUUGAGAGGCGAGAUUGAAGCGGCACAGGAGCUGCUCCCCGAGAUCCCUGCGGACCAGAUGAACAAAAUUGCCAGGUUUCUCGAAGCACAGGGUCAUAAGGAACUUGCCCUUGAGGUUGCCACUGAUCCUGAGCAUCGUUUCGAGCUUGCGUUGGGAUUGAACAACCUUGCCGUGGCCCUUGAGCUCGCCCGCGAGGCUGAUAUGCAGGCCAAAUGGUCGGCAGUUGCGGACAAAGCGCUCGAGGCUUGGGAUGUGAAACUUGCCGAAGAAUGCUUCCUCAACGCUAAAGAUCUUGGCAGCUUGCUUUUGCUUUACACAAGCUCAAGCAACAAGGAAGGACUGGCCAAGCUAGCUCGACAGGCCGAAGAAAUGGGUAGCAACAACAUUGCUUUCGCCAGUUGGUGGUCCACCGGCGACAUCUCUGCUGCCAUUGAUCUACUCAAGCGCACUGGCCGCAUCAGCGAGGCCGUCCUGUUCAGCCAGACGUACAAGCCCUCGAAAACACAGGAGCUGGUCCGUGAAUGGAAGGAAUACCUGGAUAAACAAGGCAAGGGUAAAGUCAGUCGCUUGCUCGGUGUGCCAGGAGAAGAUGAGGACUUGUUCCCUGAAUGGGACGAGUAUAUCAAGCUUGAGGAGGAAGGUGGCGCAAAAGCCCCUGCGACAGCGGACUUGGUCGACGUUGAUGGCGAUGAUGCACCCACGACAAAUGGCGCGGCCAAGACAGACGGCGAAUCGCCUGAAGAUCCAGUCGAGGAGGCUGAGGCUGAGGUCGAGGCAGAAGGAGAGAAAGAAGCAUGA